GUGUCGUGUUGUUGUGGGGACGCGCUUCACGCUGGUUCCUCGUGUUGAAGGAGAAACACGCGGAUUCGUGCGCACACACACGAGGAAGAAGCUGAGGAUCAUGGACAUGAAGAAGAGGGUCUCCUUGGAGCUGCGACACCGGUCACCCACAGAGGUGCAGGAGCUGGUUCUGGACAACUGUCGCUCCAGUGAAGGGAAGAUCGAGGGGAUCACGGAGGAGUUCUCCAACCUGGAGCUGCUGAGCCUCAUCAACGUCGGCCUGACCAGCGUCGCAGACCUCCCCAAGCUGGACAAGCUGAAGAAGCUGGAGCUCAGUGACAACAGGAUAUCAGGCGGCCUGGAGGUCCUGGCCGAGCGACUGGUGAAUCUAACGCACCUCAACCUCAGCGGGAACAAGUUCAAAGAUAUCAGCACCCUGGAGCCCCUGAAAAAGCUGCCUCAGCUGAAGAGCCUGGACCUGUUCAACUGCGAAGUGACGAACCUGGCCGACUACAGGGAGUCCAUCUUCAAGCUCCUCCCCCAGCUCACCUACCUGGACGGCUACGACAUCGACGACUGCGAAGCGUCCGAUUCCGACGGAGAGGGCGACGGCAUCGAGGAUGAGGACGAAGAAGCCUGUCUUCCAGAGGGAGACUCAGAGGACUUUGAGGAAGAGGAGGAGGAAGAUGAGGAGGACGUUGUGGCUGUUGAAGAAGAAGAUGACGACGACAGCGCUGACGAAGAGGACGGAGAAGUGAACGGAGACGUCGACAGUGAGGAUGAUGACGACGAUGAAGACGAUGAGGAUGACGAUGACGAGGACUCGUCUCCGGCCAAAGGAGAGAAGAGGAAAAGGGACCCGGAGGAAGAUGAGGACGACGACGACGACGAUGAAGAUUAAGGAUCCAAAGACUGCAAACCCGCUGACCUCUUGCCCGGUGACCCCACCCACCUCUGGCCCCUCCCCCACUCGGCCGACUCCUGGGCUGCGUCCCUUUUCUGACACUGGUCUCCUCCUCUGGGCUCUCGUCAUCUCGCAGAUCGAAACAACCUCCGAUAACUGAACAUGAAUCAGGGUUUUGUCCUGAUCCCAGUUUUUUAGUCCUCAUCCCACAGUUUGACUCUUUAAUGCGUAAUAAAAUACAAUUUAAUCAACUAAUUUCACCGUUAAUCUGAUCUAAAAUUCUGAUAAUUACCCGCAAGAACUUUCUCUUAGGAUUUUUACUUCCUGGCGUCUUUACACAUUUAUCUAAAGUUUUUUAUAAAUUACGGGUUUAUCUGCAGGUUAUUUGUCACAUUAAUCGUUUAAAAUGUCUGGUUAUUCUAAACGUCUCGUAGAAGCUGGAAUCAGACAUUUUAUCGUUUUCUGCCUUUUUGUUUGACAAAUAAACAGUUGAGUGAUUCUCACAAUUGCUGCAGAUUAAUACUCUGAUCAACUUAUUGAUUGAGUCCAGGACGCAUCAAACUCGCCUGAGGUUCCAGAUCCAGAGCGUUUCCUCUGCGACGACUUUAUUUUACAACACGCAGCUGAACACGGUUAAAUCUGAAGUAUUUGCAGGAAACGUAUUCAGGGAUCGUGUUUCGUGUCUUUUUCUCAGAAUAAAAAAUGAAACGGAACCGAGAGCAGAAAACCUCAGGACGUGAUGUCACAAGGAGAAGUCACUUUUAGCUCCGUCUUUGUUUUUCUAUUUUUCCAGAUCACAAACCACCUCGAUCACAUUUCCUAAAUACGCCGUUUUCUGCGACGUUUCUUCGUCGGUUGACGAUGUUCCCUCGCUGUCGUCACGAAAACGCUGGUUUGGUGACGGAAUGUGAGAAAUGACACGUUAGGGUUGUUUCUUUGGAAGGAGAUGGAGCAAGGGCUCAUGGGAGGUAACGGCACUUUUGGGAUGCACAAAAACAACCUCCCUUCUUUCUCGUCCUCUCACCUUCCAUCCUUCCCUCUCUGACAUCACUCUUUGUUCUGUGAUGUCACUGACGGACGCCCCCCCCACCCCCGCUCUAUUCCCCCGAGGCCGAGCGCGCUCAGGGCAAACUGUUCUCUCUCUCUCUCUCUCUCUCUUUGCCAACAGAGCUUUUUAAAAGAAAUAUUUUUUCAGAGAAAUUGUUUUUGUUUGAUUUUGUACGGUUGUCUGGGGACUCUCUCUCUUCAUCGCUCUCUCCCUCUGCCUCUUUUCUUUUCUCUCCAGGAGAGAUCCAGUCGUUCCUUCAUACUUACACUGACUAGUUGAAUUUGUGUUUUUUUUUUACUUUCUGUAAGUUAAAGGAAAAAACUAAUAAAAAAACAAAAAGGACUUUGUAAAUAAAAUCUUAACAUUUUG
Molecule: messenger RNA, 2300 nt
Organism: Hippoglossus stenolepis (Pacific halibut)
Lineage: Eukaryota; Metazoa; Chordata; Actinopteri; Pleuronectiformes; Pleuronectidae
Product: acidic leucine-rich nuclear phosphoprotein 32 family member D
Exons: 7
Coding region: 101-880 (259 amino acids)
Biological process (GO): regulation of apoptotic process
Cellular component (GO): nucleus
Molecular function (GO): histone binding
Source: RefSeq, a predicted model, not a curated record